Electrophorus electricus (electric eel) is the source of this 2076-nucleotide messenger RNA. RefSeq names its product UDP-N-acetylglucosamine pyrophosphorylase 1 like 1 (gene uap1l1). Gene Ontology annotation, biological process: UDP-N-acetylglucosamine biosynthetic process. The record is from RefSeq and is a predicted model, not a curated record. Gene Ontology annotation, molecular function: UDP-N-acetylglucosamine diphosphorylase activity. Lineage: Eukaryota; Metazoa; Chordata; Actinopteri; Gymnotiformes; Gymnotidae.
GUGACUUGCCUUUAGUAAACACUUCAAAUAUGCUGAGUGUCCCUAACUUUACUGAAUUUACCAAACGCUUUAGCGAUUACUCUGCGUAAUACCCGCGAAUAGUGUUGAUGCCAAGGUAACACAACCCGUUUCAGAAACUCUUGUCACCUGAUGAUCUGAGUCAGCUGCGAUUUUUUGGUUUGUUAUGUUUCCCAGCCAUUCAUUUCACACUGCACAACGUUAGAUUAGUUUUUCAUGCCCUUCGGUCACGAGUUUUAGGCGGGAGGAGAAAAAUAAUUGAUAUCCGAGUCAGGUGAAACUGUGUGUGUCUGCUUGCUGUCGACUGAUCGCAUAUGUCUCGAACAACGAUGUCGUUUGAAGAAGCCAGGGCGAGACUAGAGUCCGCUGGGCAGACCCAUGUUCUGCGAUUUUGGUCUGAGCUGUCUGCGGAGGAGAGGGAGGCGUUUAUGGGCGAGCUGUCCCAGCUGGACGCCGAUGAGCUGAGCCUGCACUGCCGGACUGCUUCCGAGGCUGCGAGGGCGAGUGGAGGCGAGCGGCCGGUUGCACGUAUGGAGCCAGUCCCACCGGAAUUCAUCGGAAGUGUGCGUAAAAGUGGUCAGCAGACACUGAAAGAAUGGGAGGAUGAGGGUUUUUUGCAGAUAGCACAAAACAAAGUGGCUGUCCUGUUAUUGGCUGGAGGUCAAGGAACUCGACUUGGAGUGCCGUAUCCCAAAGGAAUGUAUAACGUUGGAUUACCAACUGGCAAAACCUUGUAUCAGAUUCAGGCAGAGCGGAUCAGGAAAGUGCAAGAGCUAGCAAGUGUGAAAUAUGACUUAAAGUGCACGGUUCCCUGGUAUAUAAUGACCAGUGAGUUCACCCUGGAGCCCACAGAGACGUUCUUUAAAGAGAGCAACUACUUUGGCCUGGACCCAUCUGACGUGGUCAUGUUUGAACAGCGGAUGAUCCCAGCUGUAGACUUUAAUGGGAAGAUUAUGUUGGAGAAGAAGAACAAGCUAGCUAUGGCUCCAGAUGGCAAUGGAGGCCUCUAUCGUGCCCUUGUAGAUAACAAGAUCUUGGAAGACAUGGAGAGGAGAGGAGUGCAAUAUCUUCAUGUGUACUGUGUGGACAACAUCCUGGUUAAAAUGGCUGAUCCUGUCUUCAUUGGUUUCUGUGUGAAGAAUGGAGCAGACUGUGGUGCUAAGGUGGUAGAGAAGGCAUAUCCUACUGAGCCUGUCGGAGUAGUGUGCCGUGUAGAAGGGGUGUACCAGGUGGUGGAGUACAGCGAACUGAAGCCAGAGCUGACAGAGCAGCGCCACCCUGGAGGAGAGCUUGUGUACAGUGCUGGAAACAUUUGCAAUCACUUCUUCACCAGAGACUUCCUACGUGAUGUUGCUCAACAGUUUGAGGGAAAACUAAAGCAGCAUGUGGCCAUUAAGAAGGUACCAUUUGUGGAUGAAGAAGGCAACCUUGUGAAACCUACUAAACCAAACGGAAUCAAAAUGGAGAAAUUUGUCUUUGAUGUCUUUCAGUUUGCAAAGAAAUUUGUUGCUUUUGAGGUUGUGAGAGAAGACGAGUUCUCUCCCCUGAAGAACGCGGAUGGAGCACCUGUGGACACGCCCACCACUGUGAAACGCUCUCUGUUAGCUCAGCACUACCGCUGGGCAGUGCAAGCCGGAGCCCGCUUCCUGGAUGAGGACGAGAAUCCCAUUGAGCCAAAACACAGGGCAGUGCAGGAUGGCGAACUGCCAGUCCUCUGUGAAAUCUCUCCACUUGUGUCCUACUCUGGAGAGGGUUUGGAGGUCUUAAAACAGAAGUUGUUGAAAUCCCCCUUUCUUCUGAAUGAGAAAAAUGUCAUCAGUCUUGUUCAAAACUCAUAAUUAAAUUCCUAGUAUCGACUUUUAAUAUUUUGGGGGAUAAGGGAACUAAAAGCGAUAAAACAUUUUGCCUGAAUUAACAUUGUAUUAUUGAUAUAGUUCAUGCUUUUGAAGGUUGGGCAAUCAUGAAGUGACAGCUUAAUGCUGAUACAUAUCGGUGAAAGAAGACAUUUUUAAAACGAAGGAAUCCUGUGACAUGAAUAAAUUAUGCACAUCACUUUGA